This is a messenger RNA of Danaus plexippus (monarch butterfly), 2002 nucleotides long. It is a transcript of the gene Syx16, whose product is annotated as syntaxin-16. Bases 132 to 1133 code for a protein of 333 amino acids. NCBI's taxonomy places the organism in Eukaryota, Metazoa, Arthropoda, Insecta, Lepidoptera, Nymphalidae. Gene Ontology annotation, molecular function: SNARE binding; SNAP receptor activity. Gene Ontology annotation, cellular component: SNARE complex; endomembrane system; membrane. The transcript is spliced from 4 exons. Gene Ontology annotation, biological process: vesicle-mediated transport; intracellular protein transport; vesicle fusion. The record is from RefSeq and is a predicted model, not a curated record.
UAUGACAGUUUCAAAAUGACGUUCCAUACAAGCGCCUUAAGACUCGCUACAAAAUAAAUAAAUUAUUGUAAUUACGAAAACAUUUAAGAAUUUUAUUAAUUGUAAUUUAAAUACAUUAACUAUAAGAGAAAAUGGUAUCGCGAACUUUGACGGAAGUAUUUGUUCUUAUGCGAAAUAAUGCUAUUCACUCUCGACAAAUAUUCGCUGAACAGUCUAAUGAGUCCGAGCAUGUAAGGCUCAUGAGAUCCAGUGGUCAUGAUCUGGAGGCAGGUCCUGAGCCACGGUCAGAUGCCCCUCCUCCAUGGAGUGAUUCACUAGAAGAGGCCCACUACAUUAUUACGAGGUUAAGAACUAAGCUAUCCGAGUUGCAAUCCCGACACCAGCAUCAGCUAUCUCGUCCAGGUCUGGACUCAAGCCACGAGCAGCAUAUAGAGCGUCUAUCAACAGAUAUAGCUAGGCACUUCACGCAAGCACACGCAAGACUGACAGCAAUCAGGGCUCAAGUCAGACACGGCAACAAAACUGAACAGAAGUUAGCAACUAAUGUGGUGCUGGCGCUGGUGACGAUAUUACAAGAUCUCAGUGUAACCUUCAGGACCUCGCAGUCCAACUAUUUAAGGUCCCUCACAUCAAGGGAGGAGAGGUCAAACGCUUACUUUGACUUACCCAACUUCGAAGAGCUCAGUUUACAAGACAAUGACUUGAUACCGGGGCUCACAAACAACCAGACUGACCUAUUAUUCUCACUACCGAGCACCUCAGCACAGAAUCAUGACGACAUGGACCACAUGUUCCAGAAGCCAGCGCUGAAUCAGAAACAGCUGCUAUUGAUACAACAAGAAAAUACCAAAGAAAUAUUAGAGAGAGAGGAAGAAGUUAAUAAAAUAGUGAAAUCAAUAGUGGAUUUGAACGAUAUCUUCAAAGACUUAGCCAAUAUGGUCCACGAACAAGGCACUAUAUUGGACAGAAUAGACUAUAAUAUCGAACAAACCCAGGUUCAAGUGCACGAAGGUUACAAGCAAUUGCAGAAAGCUGAGAGAUACCAACGAAAGAAUAGAAAAAUGCAGUGUAUACUCUGCCUGUCCUCUGUUCUCAUAGGUCUAGUCAUACUGUUGAUCAUCGUUAAGAGUUAGCUUCAACUGAAUUUAGUAAAGAAAUAUAUGAAUUAAAGUUUUGUAUUUUAUACCUAAGAUACAUAUAACAGUUUACUCAUAUGUACACUGAAACAUAUUUAUUGAAAAAAAAAAAACAUUAAAUUAAGCGAAUGACACGAUUUUCAUGUGUAAUAUAAUUUAUGGCGGCAUUUUAAUAAAUUAUGACAACUAAGUGAUAAAUUCAUUCGCAUUGUAAAAUCGUGUUUUUACAUUGACACUUAACAAAAUGGCGAUUUAUGUUUUGUUGACUUGAAACACGAAACACGUUAAAAUUAAGUCUCAGAUCAAGAUAUUGUUUAAUUUAAAAAAAAACUUGUCGCUUAUUAAAUUCCGUUCGAAACGUACAGUAUUGUGUGAGGACUGGUGCAUUGUUUAUUAUUCCGUUGAAGAUCUAAAAAAUCAAAUUAAAUAAGAAUAAUUCUAAUAGAUUACACGUUUCUUUACAAUAUAUUUAUUAAAAACCAAAUUUAAUGGUGAAAAUUAAAAAAACAUGUACCCUAGAAUGAUGUAAGUAUAUGUACAUUUAUUUUGGUGUUGUAUGAUGUGAUAAAUUAUAUCAGGUAACAUAUAAAAAUAUUACGUGUAUACAUAAGCUUGAUAUUUCCAUAUACAUAAAUGACAUUGUACAAAAAGUAUUUAUGUAAUUCAAAGCGUGAAUGUUUAAAUAUCAGAAACUUAGUAAUGGAGAUAAUGAAAUAAAAUUUUAAAUUUAUUAACUUAUUUAUUAUUUUUUAAACUAAAAAUAAAGGUAUGGCUACACAAAUGUGUUCAGCCUUAAUGUAUAUCAUGUGCCUAAUGUUAUUUAUGAAGAUAUUGCAUCCUGUUAAUAUUAAAUAAAGUUACAACAA